GCAUGCUGGUAAAUGUAGUCACCAGAAGCGUCGAAAAUGGUGGAUGUUCAGCCUCCGCCUUUCCGGACACUUGACGAUUUUCUGCUGGGCUCGGCCCGGUUCUCAGUGCCUGAUGUCCGUAACUUAGAUCGGUGGAACAACCGGAUCAUUAACAACCUGCUGUACUACCAGUCCAACUAUUUUGCCUCCUCCGUGGCAUUUCUGCUAAUAGUCGGGUAUUUCCAACCACUCCAGUUGAUUCUUGGGGCAAGCGUUGUGAUCCUUCUGUUUUUGGGGUUUGUCUGGGUGGCUGAAAACAAGGCCGUAAUCCGACGUUUCCGGAGGAAUCAUCCAUCGCUCGCCCUGGCUGCAAUUUUGGGCUCCAGCUACCUUAUUCUGUCUGUUUUAGGAGGGGUAGCUGUUUUCCUCUUUGGCAUUGCCUUCCCCAUUUUAAUGAUCCUCAUCCAUGCUUCAGUGAGACUCCGAAACCUUAAGAAUAAACUGGAGAAUAAGCUGGAGAGUAUAGGAUUGAAGAGGACUCCUAUGGGCCUUCUGCUGGAAGCACUGGGACAGGAACAAGAGGCUGGAUCAUAGCUGUGUUUACUAUUACCUAUCUGUGCCAUCGCUCACCCCUUCUAUCAUAGGAGCUUCUUGCAUAUCCUAAAAUAUAUAGGAAAACAGAUAUUGGCAAAUCAUGUAUGGCAUAUUGCUAAAGUCUCUCAGAAAUGCAGGAAGGGCCCAGUGGACAGGAUUCAAUUAUAUGAUGCAGUAUAUGAAGGAUUGCUAAAAUUAAAGCAAAAAGUGAAAUUACAGUUAUGUACUGUAUAACUUUUAGGUGUCAAAAUGUAAAAACAACAAUUUAAUGCCUUUUAAAUAGGAUGUAGGAUGGUGUUAUUCAAUGCACAUUUUAUAUGUGAGUAACAGUCCAUUAUUGCUCCAUUCUAUGGAUUUAAUUAUGCAAAUACUUUAAUUCCAUCCCUUAAUAUAUUUUCUGUGAGCUCGAUUUUGUGAAU
This is a messenger RNA of Carassius carassius (crucian carp), 992 nucleotides long. RefSeq names its product PRA1 family protein 2-like. Gene Ontology annotation, cellular component: membrane. Lineage: Eukaryota; Metazoa; Chordata; Actinopteri; Cypriniformes; Cyprinidae. The transcript has 3 exons. The record is from RefSeq and is a predicted model, not a curated record. Bases 37 to 573 code for a protein of 178 amino acids.